Molecule: messenger RNA, 591 nt
Organism: Osmerus eperlanus (European smelt)
Lineage: Eukaryota; Metazoa; Chordata; Actinopteri; Osmeriformes; Osmeridae
Source: RefSeq, a predicted model, not a curated record
AUGUGCAAUGCUUUCAACUCGGUGCUGAUAGGAGGUGAAGGAGGAGAAGGAAGUGAAGGAGGAGAGGGAGGAGAGGGAGAAGGAGGAGAAGGAGGAGAGGGAGAAGGAGGAGAUGGAGGAGAGGGAGGAGAGGGAGGAGGAGGAGAAGGAGGAGAAGGAGGAGAGGGAGGAAGAGAAGGAGGAGAAGGAGGAGAAGGAGGAGAGGGAGAAGGAGGAGAGGGAGGAGAGGGAGGAGACGGAGGAGGAGGAGAAAGAGGAGAAGGAGGAGAAGGAGGAGAGGGAGGAGAGGGAGGAGGAGGAGAAGGAGGAGAGGGAGGAGAGGAUGAAGGAGGAGAAGGAGGAGAGGGAGGAGAGGGAGGAGAGGGAGAAGGAGGAGAAGGAGGAGAAGGAGGAGAGGGAGAAGGAGGAGAAGGAGGAGAGGGAGGAGAGGGAGAAGGAGGAGAAAGAGGAGAAGGAGGAGAAGGAGAGGGAGGAGAGGAGGAGAGGGAGGAGAGGGAGAAGGAGGAGAAAGAGGAGAAGGAGGAGAGGGAGGAGAGGGAGGAGAGGGAGGAGGAGGAGGAUAGUGUAAGGGACAAGCACAUGAGCCUGUGA